Molecule: messenger RNA, 1029 nt
Organism: Pungitius pungitius (ninespine stickleback)
Lineage: Eukaryota; Metazoa; Chordata; Actinopteri; Perciformes; Gasterosteidae
Gene: tbca
Product: tubulin cofactor a
Exons: 4
Coding region: 119-445 (108 amino acids)
Biological process (GO): tubulin complex assembly; post-chaperonin tubulin folding pathway
Cellular component (GO): microtubule cytoskeleton; cytosol
Molecular function (GO): beta-tubulin binding
Source: RefSeq, a predicted model, not a curated record
GCAGCAGGAACCCUGCGCACGCGCACUCUGCAGCAGGAACCCUACGCACGUUACGACCAUAGACAACAACAGUCCGGAGUCCAGACUUCACCCCCAGUAAUACACGCAACCCACAGCCAUGGCAGAUCCAAGAAUACGGCAAAUUAAGAUUAAGACCGGCAUCGUGAAGAGACUGGCCAAGGAGAAGAUUUCGUACCAGAAGGAGGCGAAGCAGCAGGAGGAGAAGGUCCAGCGUUUGAAGGACGAGGCAGGAGACCCGUACGUCAUCAAGAAGCAGAUCGAGGUCUUGCAGGAGUCACACAUGAUGGUCCCCGACUGCCACCGGCGUCUGACCAUCGCACACGCCGAUCUGCUCCAGCUGCUGGAAACCGAAGCGGAUCUGAGCGAAUCGGAGGAGUACAAAGAGGCCAGAAACAUGUUGGACUCGGUGAAGCUUGAAGGAUGAUCCGGGAUUCUUCCUUUCGUCGGGUGUCUCUGUUGUUCAUGUGAUUAUUUUCUACCGCUUAGUGCGUCCUCGCCGUUAAUGUGCCACCACUUCUGAUCACACUCCUCCUAAAAAUCCCAGUGGGGGAGGGGAGAGGGUUUUUUUUUUUUUUGUGGCACUGAUACACAAUCUGGACUUUUGAGAUGUUAACACACACACACUUGCCUCCUGCAUUCAGGCCUCACCUUUGAUCUGGGCCGGCUUUACACAAUGCUGGAAACCCAACGUAGUCAUCGGUUGUUAACACAGUACUCGUCAGGAUGAUUUUUGCGUUCACUGAGCCGCUUUUGGACUAUUUAACUCAACAACUACUAACCAAAGCUGCAAUUAACAGUUAUUACCUUUCUUUAAUCGAUUCUGAAAUGCCAGUGUUUGAGGGGGGGGGGGUAUAAGAAAGAGCAAGUGUCCUCAACUCGUGAUGCAAAAAAUAUUCAACAGAUUUUCGAAACUUGAAACAAUGAAUGUUUAUUUUUCUGUUUUUUUGGGGGGAAUAAAAUUCUUUGCAUAUCUGAUGGAUUAAUAAACUGAUGGUUUUCAGCGCUUAA